AUGUCGAAAUUGUGGGAGGUCGAUCCGGAAACGAAGGCCAAGCUCCUUCAGUACUCCAAAAUAAACGGCAAUGGUCGGUGUUGCGACUGUGGCGCACCGUCACCGCAAUGGGCGUCGCCCAAAUUCGGGACCUUCAUUUGUCUCAACUGUGCGGGCACACACCGCGGACUAGGCGUGCACAUCUCCUUCGUCCGCUCGAUUACCAUGGACGCCUUUAAGAACUCUGAGACCCAACGUAUGGAGCACGGUGGCAACGAGACGUGGAAAGAAUUCUUCGAUACGCACCCAAUCACGCAGUCCGAGGGCCGCACCUUCGAGGACUCCACCAUCAAAGAGCGAUACGAGGGGGAAGUCGGCGAAGAAUACAAGGAAAGACUAUCCGCCAAAGUCGAGGGACGAGAGUACGUUCCGGGACAGGUGAAAAACAAGAAUCUGGUCGAAUCACCCUCGUCACGAUCCAGUACGCCGUUGACAAAUACCGGACGUGGCUCACCCUCUUCCCACGAGGGACUGCAGAGAAGCAGCAGCAGGAAGGAACGCAAUGAGAUGUAUUUCGCGAAGCUGGGAUCGGAGAAUGCUACACGCUCGGAUUCCGUACCGCCCUCUCAGGGUGGGAAAUUUACGGGAUUUGGAGGUGGAUUGCCGGUUGAUGCGCCGACGAGGAGCUCUUCUACUGGUGGCAAUGUUCCUGGGUUGGAUGACUUCCAGAAAGAUCCCGUGGCAGCGUUGACCAAGGGGUUUGGGUGGUUUACCACGGCAGUUGGCAGGAGUGCAAAGAGUGUCAAUGAUGCGUAUAUUCAACCUACGGCGAAAAGUCUCGCAGAAUCAGACUUCGCCGCUCAAGCUCGUAUGCACGCUACUACACUCGGCCAGAAUAUCCAGACCGGCGCUCGUGGUGCUGCGGAUCACUUCCAGAAGUUCGUCGAAGGGCCCGACGAGAAUCGGCGUCGCGGACAGCAGGAACCUGAAAACAAAGACUUCUGGGACGAUUUUUCUUCUCUGGCGGCUCAAGAUCAACCUCAAAGAAAUACAUCCCGGUCCAGUGCUAUUGGGACAGCGGCCAUGAAACCAUUGUCUACCUCUACCAGUGCUGCCCCUGCUGCUACCACUACCGCCAGUGCUUGCGGUAAUAAAACAACAGCCCCCGUGGCGGGUGGAAAGAGCCAGGAAGAGGGAUGGGAUGAUAAUUGGUGA
This is a messenger RNA of Aspergillus tanneri, 1194 nucleotides long. RefSeq names its product GTPase-activating protein GCS1. The record is from RefSeq and is a predicted model, not a curated record. Gene Ontology annotation, cellular component: Golgi membrane. The transcript is spliced from 4 exons. Gene Ontology annotation, biological process: regulation of endocytosis; regulation of ARF protein signal transduction. NCBI's taxonomy places the organism in Eukaryota, Fungi, Ascomycota, Eurotiomycetes, Eurotiales, Aspergillaceae. Bases 1 to 1194 code for a protein of 397 amino acids. Gene Ontology annotation, molecular function: GTPase activator activity.